Messenger RNA from Penicillium maclennaniae, 5097 nucleotides. RefSeq lists its product as uncharacterized. Gene Ontology annotation, molecular function: DNA binding; histone demethylase activity. Gene Ontology annotation, cellular component: nucleus. The coding region runs from base 1 to 5097 and encodes 1698 amino acids. The record is from RefSeq and is a predicted model, not a curated record. Lineage: Eukaryota; Fungi; Ascomycota; Eurotiomycetes; Eurotiales; Aspergillaceae. The transcript has 4 exons. Gene Ontology annotation, biological process: chromatin remodeling.
AUGGUGGCCCCGGCCUUGAACGGGGCAAAAUUGAUGGCCGGACAAUCAUCCAUGGGCCCCCAGCCUACUCGAUCCUCGAGCACGCACCCGUCCCAUUCACACAAUGUGCCCUUAAGUGCUCGUAGGUCGGCACCGCUCGACUUGUCAACGGUUGAGCGGCGCGGUCAACCCAAUGCUCCCCGCGAGCCAGCCAAGCGCGUCCGGCCUCAGGGCAUCCCCGAGGCUCCCACUUUCCGCCCCACUGAGGAGGAGUUCAAGGAUCCAGUGGCAUACAUCCAGAAGAUUGCACCGGAAGGCAAGAAAUAUGGAAUUUGUAGACGGUUUCACUUCAAAACUCGUCGACAAGAACUCAACUCAGUCGAAGGAGGUAUGGCCCCGCGUUCAGCUGCCGCUACUACUGGUGCAAACACACCGGAUGACGCAUCCAACCCUGACUUUAAUCCAGGUAAUCGAGCCAAUAUGAACUACAUCGAUGGACUAGCCAUGUUUCACAAGCAACACGGGACAAAUUACAGUCGAUUACCGAGUGUAGAUAAACGCCCUCUCGAUCUGUACAAAUUGAAGAAGGCCGUUGAAAUCAGAGGCGGCUUCGAACAAGUUUGCAAAACGAAGAAAUGGGCCGAGAUUGGUCGUGAUCUCGGCUACAGCGGCAAGAUCAUGUCCUCGCUGUCAACCUCGCUCAAGAACUCAUAUCAACGUUACUUGCAACCAUAUGAGGAGUACUUGGCCCGAGCCAAGCCUGGGGUGCAGCAGCAGCUCGAACUGGAGCAUGGCGGCCCGUUUACUCCUUCGCCGCGUCCUUCGCCCAUGGCCAAAAAGCCUACACAGGAAGAAAACGGAACACCCUCAAAGAUUCUUGACGAAACCUUGGCUAUGCGCAUGCCCCUCGCUUCCAGCACCCCGAUGGAGAAGCCCUCAGAGCCAACUCCGCCGGUAGAGCCUACCCCUCCUCCACUGCCAGCGCCCUCGGGUUUCACCUCAGUGAAUGCAGGCGCAACUGGAUUCACCGCCGUCAAUCAUUCACCUGGCUUUGCGACUGUGAACAACGGCCCGGCGAUCAAGCGCGAGGGCGAGAAUGGCACUUCGACACCUCAGAGUAUCGCUGAACAGCAUCGUUCCACACCCGUGGCCAACGGCGAUGCUGCGAACUCUGUCAAGCGUGCCAUCAGUCAUGAUAGUGCCUCGCAGGCCGAGAAUGGAGAUAUUGAUGAAUUAAGUGGGCGACGCAAUUCACUGCCCACCGUUGCAGGCUCUCAUAUGUCCCUCCUCCGCCCCGCGCCGCCCAAGGCCCGGAAAGACGGGACACAGAGAACUGACGAGAAAUGCGAAUCAUGUGGAAAGUCAGAUGAUCCUGAUACAAUCCUUGUUUGUGAUAGCUGUGAUCUUGGUUAUCAUACCGCCUGCCUUGAUCCUUCCACGACUGCCGCUUCCGAGAAUGAUUGGCACUGUCCGAAGUGCCUUGUCGGUACUGGCGAAUUUGGAUUCGAAGAUGGCGGCGUUUACUCGUUAAAGCAAUUCCAAGAAAAGGCCAAUGAAUUCAAGAAGCGAUAUUUCGCUUCGAAGAUGCCCUUUGACCCUGUUCUAAACACUCAUCGUCGUGAAACCGAAGAUGACGUCGAAGCUGAAUUCUGGAAGCUGGUUGUCGAUCUACACGAGACUGUUGAGGUUGAGUACGGCGCGGACAUCCAUUCGACUACUCACGGCAGUGGUUUCCCAACCAUUGAGCGUAACCCACUUGACCCAUAUUCGUCCGAUCCUUGGAACUUGAACGUCCUUCCUUUCUAUGGCGAUUCGCUGUUCCGCCACAUCAAAUCUGAUAUAUCCGGUAUGACCGUGCCGUGGGUUUAUGUUGGCAUGUGCUUUUCGACUUUCUGUUGGCAUAAUGAAGACCAUUACGCCUACUCGGCCAACUACCAGCAUUUUGGCGCGACAAAGACCUGGUAUGGCAUUCCCGGUGCGGAUGCUGAGGCCUUUGAGACGGCUAUGCGAAAAGCAGUCCCUGAGCUCUUCGAGGGUCAGCCAGAUCUUCUGUUCCAGCUGGUUACCCUCAUGCCGCCGGAAAAGCUUCGUAGCGCUGGCGUCAGUGUCUAUGCUGUAGAUCAAAGAGCUGGUCAAUUUGUUCUCACUUUCCCUCAGGCUUACCAUGCUGGCUUCAAUCAUGGUUUCAACUUCAAUGAGGCUGUCAAUUUCGCACCCGCCGACUGGGAACCUUGGGGUGCCGCAGGCGUGGAGCGCCUCCAGACAUUCCGCCGACAUCCAUGCUUCUCUCACGAUGAGCUGCUGUUUACCGCAGCUACACGAGAUACAUCUAUUGCGACCGCGAAGUGGCUGGCUCCUGCGCUUGAGCGAACCAGUACUCGGGAGCUUGGCGAACGUGCAGCAUUUCUGUCUCGCCAUAAGGAAAUCAUGCCUCAUGAUUGCGCUCUUGGUGUCAAGUCUUCGAACAGCGGUUGUCAACUUAAGUUCGUAGUGGAGGAGGAGGAUCUUCCCGAGGAUGACUAUCAAUGCCAGCAGUGCAAGGCAUACGCUUACCUUACCCAGUUCCGCUGCCACAAGUCUGGCAAAACUCUUUGUUUGUCGCACGUGGAAGCCUUUGACUGCUGUGGUGACUCUCUUCCCCAGAAAUUCCUGGGACCGGAUCACACUCUUCGCUACCGCGUGAGUGACGCAGAACUGAAAGCGACUGUCCAACGAGUUCACGAACGAGCUAGAGCCCCCGAAAUAUGGGGAGAGAAACUCGACAAGACCUUAGAGGACGAGCCAAAGCCCCAGCUUAAGGCUCUGCAUAACUUGCUCAGUGAAGGUGAGAAAAUCCCGUACCACCUGCCUGGCCUUCAAGACCUUGCGGCUUUCGUCCAGCGUUGCGAUAAAUGGGUUGAGGAAGCAAACAACUACAUUACCCGGAAGCAGCAAAAUCGGAGAAAAAACGAGAAAGCGUGGCGGAGAGCCAGUACCAAGGCUGCGCAGCUGGACGAUCGAGACCGUGAAGUCCGCAGAGUGGAUCACAUCUACGCCCUUCUGGCAGAGGCUGAUAAACUUUCCUUCGACUGUCCACAGAUGGCGGCUUUGGAAGAGAAGACCCGCGAGAUCGAGAAAUUCCGCCAGGACGUUAACGCUGCCCUGAUGAACCCGUCCGCCCGAUCCGCCCAGGAGAUCGAGGACCUUGUUGAAGCCGGACGCAACUUCAAUGUGGAGAUGCCGGAAGUGGAGCACCUGGAGCAGAUCCACCGACAAAGAAAGUGGGUGGAAGAGGCUACUGCCAAGCGUGACAAGUAUCUUUCCCUCAAGGAUUGCCAGGAGAUUGUCGCCGCUGGUGAGCGGCUUGGUCUUUCCGACACCAACGAGCAUCUGGUUCAUUACAAGGAACUCCGCCGCUGUGGCGAAGCCUGGGAAGCCAAGGCCCAAGAACUGAUGUCAGUGGAAGCCGUUCACUACCAGCAAUUGGAAGCGCUCUCUGCCCAAGCAUCCCGUUUCCCCGUGGCUCCGGAUACUCUUGCCUCCGUUGAUGCUAUCUUGACCAAGCAGCGAGAAGCACAGAAGCGGAUCCAAACACUCUACGAACAGAGCAAAGACAGUAAUAUUAGAAACCGACCGAAGUACAAGGACAUUCGCGAGGUCAUAGAGUCUUUGGAGCAACUAAACAGUCGACCGAUUGGAGCUCUUGAUCUGGAACGUGAACAGAAACGGCAUGAGGAUUGGAUGCGAAAAGGCAAGAAGCUCUUUGGGAAGGCGAAUGCCCCUCUGCAUAUCCUCAAGUCUCAUAUGGAGUAUGUUGAAAAACGCAACUCGUACUGUUUCGAUCUCGAGGACAGCUAUCGACCCCCCGUGGAGCCUUCUUCGCGAGACAACACUCCGGAUGGAUUGCUUGAAACUGCCCCGAGCAAUGUGUGGGGUCCCAAAUCACGGAAGCGAGACGUGUUCUGUAUUUGUCGGCACUCAGAGGCAGGCAUGAUGAUUGAGUGUGAAGUUUGCCAUGAGUGGUAUCACGGCAAAUGUCUCAAGAUCGCACGAGGCAAAGUUAAGGAGUUUGACAAGUACACUUGCCCCAUCUGCGACUGGCGACAGAAGAUCCCUCGUGAUGCCGCCCGGCCUAAGCUCGAGGAUCUCCAAGACUGGCACGCGGAAAUCCCCAAUCUGCCUUUCCAGCCGGACGAGGAGGAGGUCCUGGACAGCAUCGUCAAUCAAGCCCUUGCCUUCCGUGAUUUCCUCCAGGGAUUCACCAACGCUGCCUGUACCACCACUGAAGAAGUACCUACUUUGAUCUUCUACCUGCGCAAAAUUGAAGGUGCGGAGGUUCUCCUGGCGUACGAGACGAAUUUCUUCCGACAGGAGAUUCACAAGUGGGCUCCUGUUGCGCCGGAACCCCCGCCCAUCUUGGAGCAGUCCUUGUCAACUCGGAAGCCUCGCCCGACCAAACAGCAAAAGAUCAUGGCUCAGCUUGGUGUUGAACGUCCUGAAGAUCUUCCAGAGCAUCUGCGCACGAAGCAUAUGCUUGCCACCAAACGCAAGUCAGUUGACGCGACACAAGUAAUUCCUCGUCCAUCUCUGCAGCCUACGCCACCGACCGCAGCCAACAGCCAGCCCCCCACAACCGGGCCAGCCCUGACUCCCAUGUCAGAACCAAUUGCUGCCGCGUACCCAUUCUCUGCGAAUUACUCCUUGCCAGCCAGCGACUCCACUCCUGCCUUUGCACCAACCUCUUCUGCUUUUCUGCCCCAUGCAGCGGCGGCUCCCUCAUCCCCGACCUUCCUUCCGCGCUCUCCCUCGCCCACUGGACAGGGCAUGGAUACUUCUCUCUUCAGCUCGCCGCGCUUCGGUGGCCGUGAGCCUCCGUUCGUCAGCAGCAGCCCGCGUCAGAAUUUAGACGAUAUGUUUGCGGACCUCACUAAUCAGGAGGACGUCAACCCUGAUGCUGAGACCAUGGAAAACCUUCAUGCCUCUGAGGUCCUUGACGCCCUGAACGCAAGCAACGGCACCAGUCGUGCAGGCUCCGUGCACGACGAGUCAGCUCUUGCCAGUGAGACCCAGCCUGCCACCGGGCCAUCUGCGGCGAAGCAAGAAGACCGUGAGCUAGAGGAGCCUGAGUCGGAGCUCUGA